Molecule: messenger RNA, 1852 nt
Organism: Danio rerio (zebrafish)
Lineage: Eukaryota; Metazoa; Chordata; Actinopteri; Cypriniformes; Danionidae
Source: RefSeq, a predicted model, not a curated record
AAGCACGCCUCUCCUCUUCUCACACGCGUCUGGUUCGGAUGAAGCUUGAUGGAGUUUCACGUCCUCUCGUCACGGCUUGCAGAAGCGACAAAACUUCAGGAGAAUGUCUGAGAGAAAUGCUCCCGCCAAUAAAGCCCCAGAGUCAAACCCUUCACCCCCAAACCUGGACACAAGGUUUGUGAUUGGUGGACUGCGUCUGUGGUCUGGAGCAGGGGCUUGGUUGUUGUUUGCUGUUGUUUUGUUGUUAGUCGGAAUCCACCUAACUGCGGCCGGGUAUUGGAACAUUCAGCCCCGCAGACAAACAGCACAUCAUGUUUCAACUGGACGCACCUCUUCAGAGAAGCUGAGGCUGAUUGGUCCCGUCAUCAUAGGGGUGGCACUUUUUAACAUUAAUUGUGCCAAUGCACUUCUCCAUAUUUACCGUGAUAUGGAACUGGAGAAAACGAAAAGCAAAUGGCAGAGGUACAGUCCUUCGAAACAAUUCUCACAAGCAAACUCAAACAGGCAUAAACUGGACUUGUCUGAAAUUUGCAACCGUUGCUUAGAAGAAGGGUCAGGAAUUCCUACGCUGAAGUGCUCGUCUCCAUCCUCAAGCAUAUGUAGCUCCAGUCAAGUGAACUUAGAAAUCGAAUCUCCUGUAGAAUGCCGGACAAUGGAAACAUCGGCCUUGCCUGUUAUUAAAGUCAAUGAUCGGCUCCUCAAACACAGAAGCUCCAGUGAAUGGACGCACUGGAAACAAGAUCGCAGGGGAAAACAUGACGUCUUCUCUGAGGACAUUGUGAUUUGAUACCAAUUAAAUAUCAUGAUUAGGGGCGCUAUCGCGCACGUUGAGAAUGUAGAGCGUGUUUUCGAUCGCUCCUGGAGAAGGUAACAGAUUUAAUCAUAUAUUAAACAGCACAGCAACCUUUUUGUUGUUCCAUUACUUAAAACUAGCCCCCUAAACACGAAGGUUACUCUUUCAUUUGUUAAAAGCUGUAAACAUGACAUAUUGUCUUGAUCCAAAACUGACGGUAAAGGAGGCCGCAGUAAAGCCCCGUUCCUCUCAGGCGAUGCUAGUGAGCCCUUGGUUAGUGUACACUCUGGAGAAAACUCACCCGGGAAUGUCACUUUAGACAUUGUUGGACUCAUUGUUUUCAAGAAUGAGUUUUAUCAGAAAAUUGACUUGUUACCUACUGGUUUACGCUCGGAGAUCACUACAGUGCGAACAGACGUCAAAUGUUGGCUGGAGUCAACACUAGCAGAGUAAAGGAAUUGAAAAAAGCUUGGUCAGGUAAUAGGGGCUGUAUAACGGAACUUAAAAAACUGAUAACGUCGCUCAGUCAUCAAGUAACAUAUCUGGACGCCAAGUGAGACGAUUUGGUGGGGCGCUCUAGGAGAAAUAAUAUUCGUCUGGUGGGUGUACCAGAGGGAAGCGAAGGUUCAUGUCCAGCUGAAUAUGUGGCCCAACUUUUACAGGAGAUCUUGCGACUUCAGGAUUAACCUUAGGGCACUUCAAUCUGCACAUCGUACAGUCCGUGAAAAAAGUGAAAAAGGAGAACCUCCUCAUCCUCUUGUCAUUAUAGUGCUUUACUUUCAGGUUCAAUAUGAGAUUCUUCAAAAUGCUGCAGAACUCUCUCCUCUUACAUACAAUGGGAAAGUGCUGUCCAUUUUCACGGAUUACACUACGACUGGCAAAAAGCGGCUUCAUUUAUGGAUGUUAAACAUGUGCUCCAUUCAUCUCCUGAAGUCAAGUUUGGCUUGCUCUUUCCUCCUAUAUGGGGCGUCUGCAGCCUUGGAUCCAGUAUCCACGAUACUGGAAAAAAUAGAACAGUAAUUAAGAACUGGAUUGCAAUAUAUUUAAUGAAAUUGAAUA